Merops nubicus (carmine bee-eater) is the source of this 1370-nucleotide messenger RNA. It is a transcript of the gene N4BP3, whose product is annotated as NEDD4 binding protein 3. Gene Ontology annotation, cellular component: cytoplasmic vesicle. Lineage: Eukaryota; Metazoa; Chordata; Aves; Coraciiformes; Meropidae. The record is from RefSeq and is a predicted model, not a curated record.
ACGCGCUCAGAGCGGAAGCACCAGACGCCAGGCGCCUGCUACAAGCGGGACUAUGAGAGCGACCGUGAGAACCGCUCCCCCGAGCGCUGCUCCCGCGAGCAUCACCGCGGGGCCGACUUCUCCAAGAGCUCCCUGCCCGAGAGGGGCCGCUUCGACAAGUGCCGUAUCCGGCCCUCGGCCUUCAAGGCGGUGGCUGGGAAGGGGCUGGUCUCCAUGCAGGGCCUGUCUUCCUCCAAGGGGCAGAAGCUGUCCAAAAGCAACGGGAGCCUGCACACGCUGCUGUCACAGAGCAGCACAGCGGCCUCACAGCACGGCCCGCUCCGCACCCACCAAUUGUACAAGGCCCUGGAAUCCGGCUACAACUCCAUCCAGAGCUUCCCUUCCUAUGGCUCGCGCCUCAAGCCUGCCCAGAGCCAGUUCAGCGCCUCCAUGGGCCACAUCAACCACAUCGGGGGUUCCUUGGACAGGGUUUCCCGGAGCCCCAGAGACCCCCUGGCCCCCGAGAAGGUGCCUCUGUCCUGCAAAAGCAUGGCGACACUGAGCCGGCUGCAGAGCCCUGGGGAGCCCCCGCCGCCCUAUGAGUUUACCUACUCACUGGAGGACGCGGUGAAGCAGCUGGAGGACCGGCUGCAGGAGACGGGAGGAGAGCUGCGGCAGCUCAAGAGGAGCCUUAGCGAGACCGAAGACCCCUUCACGCAGGGGUUCGAGGACAAGCAGCGGCCGGGGGCGGGGGGGCGGGAUGCUGUGGUGACAGCGUGGGGCUCUGCCUUCCCGGGGUCCCGCUCCCCCAGCAUUUCCUCACCGCUUGCCCAUGCCCUGCAGGUGUGCCAGAAGGCAGCAGAGAUCUCCCUGCUCAAGCAGCAGCUCCGGGAUACCCAGGAGGAGAUGGCUCAGAAGCUGGGUGAGAUCUUCAGCCUGAAGACGCAGCUGCGGGAGGCCAAGGCGGAGGUCCAGGCCAGGGACUCCCAGCUGGCACAACUGGCAGACUCCUUCCAGAGCCCCCCGGAGCCCAGCCGCUCGCUGCCGCUGGGCGACGACCCCAUGCCAGCGUGCCAGGACUUCCCUGGCUGCGAAACUGACGACUCCAAGUGCCGGGGCCUUCACAGUGACACGGCGGAGCCCCUGGAGCGGCAGGUGGAGUGGCUGUGGGCAGAGCUGCUGCGGGAGCGGCGCCAGGGCCAGCUGCAGGCUGUGAACUUUGAGCUGGAGAGGAAGACUUGGCAGGAGGAGAAGGAGAAGGUGCUGCGGUACCAGCGGGAGCUCCAGGCCAGCUACAUGGAGAUGUACCACCGGAGCCAGGCGCUGGAGCGGGAGCUGCGGCAGCUGCGGUCAGAGCCCCGGGACGUCGGGACCGACUCGCCCUGGAUCGG